This is a messenger RNA of Parnassius apollo (apollo), 294 nucleotides long. NCBI's taxonomy places the organism in Eukaryota, Metazoa, Arthropoda, Insecta, Lepidoptera, Papilionidae. The record is from the annotation of a GenBank genome assembly.
AUGCAAGAUAUGAAUGAUCAGAGUAUACCUACUGAACCUUCUGCACCAUCUGAACAACCAGCUGCCCAAUCUAAUGUGCAAAACACCCAACCAACACCCACAAUGUUCAAACCCAAAAAAAGGAAUCAAAAUAAAAGAAGAAAAAAAACAUCUUCACAUGGUUCCGAAGAUAUUAUGAUAACAGAUGAAUCCAUUUCGGAAGCAUUUCAACUACUUCAUCAAUGUGCUCAAAUACAACAACCAGAGUCAGAUUCGUACACCGCUUUUGGACACUACGAAAAUAUGAUCAUAUAA